Messenger RNA from Pseudomassariella vexata, 2255 nucleotides. RefSeq lists its product as uncharacterized. The record is from RefSeq and is a predicted model, not a curated record. Lineage: Eukaryota; Fungi; Ascomycota; Sordariomycetes; Amphisphaeriales; Pseudomassariaceae. Bases 283 to 1950 code for a protein of 555 amino acids. The transcript is spliced from 3 exons.
ACGUCAUUGAAUUUGAACCAAGCACCCGAGCUAAUCACAAGCUACGGAUGUCAACAACCAAGGUCGAUAAAACAUCAGGCUCAAAACACCAAGGCGUUCAAUUAUACCCAGACGACAUCCUAGAAACCACAUGUAGACACGAUAAGCAUAGGUUACCAACUGCUGUCACGUCACAACAGCGAGUUGCUUGCCAACAACGGAAGCUUCGCCGGCUGUCUCAGCUGCCCAGCAGCUUCAGCACCUCUGUCCAUCCGAGCAGCGUCCCAAUUUCCUUCCUUCACGAUGGCUUCUUCGGGCACCUCAUCUUCUGCAGAUCCGCAAAGUUCGUCAGAACGCACGCCUCUUCUGCACGAUCCAGAACGCCCCAAGCCCGCGCGCACCGUAACCUUCCACCCCAACCCCGUCACGAAGACCAUAUUCCCCGAGCCCGCGUCACUUAGCUCGUCGCCAGGCGCCUCAGGAGUACCUCUCAGCCAUGGCCAAACAAUGAGCGGCGCCGCCGCAUCAGGGUCGUCGAGUGGACCUCACUCUACAACGACGUUAGCAGCGCUGAAUAAUCGGCUUCGGCGGCGCAACUCCCACGGCGGCACCUUCAGCGCCCUUCCUGGUCCCGCCGGCCCCAUACCCAAGAUCGGACCCCAAAGAUCAAGUAAGACGGCGCAGAAGCUCAAGCUCCUGCCCAACCCGGAGUUCGACGACGAAGGGCCUGACGAGGAGAGCGGAAGGGACGUGUACAGUCAAUAUACGCGUAUCAAGGACCCCAACGCGCGGAGAGAUGCUGCGAGACUGGGCAAAGCCGACAGAGAUAGACUGCCGAGAGUUACGGCAUACUGCACCGCCAAUAAAUACAUCAUGGAGGGAUUGAUGCGGUUUUUGAAGGGGAAGGCCAAAGCCAGGGGAAGUAAUCCUAAGUUGAUCGAUGAAUGCCUAUAUUCACCGUAUAACUAUGGCACUGGCAAGAGCGCAGAGAGGAGGGAAGCUGUAGAGGCCCGUAUUGAUCGGGAGGAGGAGCAGGAGAGGCAACAUCAACAGAUGGGCUACGAGGGAAGUCCGGUACAAAACUACGUGCGACGGAACUCGACAGGACAAUUCGACGCUUUACAAGAGGGGCUUCCGGCUACGGGCACGGGAGAAACAGAGGCGUACAGCAACGGGCGGGAUCUGCACAAUGACCUAGCCUACUCUUCGCACCGCAACGACAACGAGAGCGCAAUCCACGAUGAACCACCCCACGACGCAGACUUCGACACGCAAGUCCAUACGCCCGAGGUGUUCCUCUUCGACUACGGCGUCGUGGUCAUUUGGGGCAUGUCCCUAGUGCACGAGCAACGCUUCCUCAAGGAGAUUGCCAAGUUUGAAAGCGAGAAGCUGGACCCGGACGACGUCGAGACGGAGUGCUUCAACUUCUACUACACGCGGGAUUACCAGGCGAGGAUAUACAACGACUUCAUCACGCUGCGAGACAAGGGGAACUACAUGACGAAGCUGGCCAUAUCGCACGCUCUGGCGCAGAGUGUCAAGACUUCGCUCUUCGAGGAACUCAUAGCCUCCACCAUUGAGACCUGCAAAGACAUCCCGACGCAAAUUGCCUUAACGGGAAAAAUCGCCCUGAGCCGCAGCCAAAUCAACAUGCAGAUCGGUGAGCUCUUCAUUCUGCGCAUCAACAUCCACCUUAACGGCUCCGUCCUCGACACCCCUGAGCUCUUUUGGGUCGAGCCUCACCUCGAGCCGGUAUACCAGGCUGUGCGCAGCUAUCUUGAAAUGGACCAGCGCGUGGGCCUGUUGACGGAGAGAUUGGACGUCAUUGCCGACCUGCUGGCAGUACUGAAGGACCAGUUGUCCCAUGGUCACGGCGAGAUGUUGGAGUGGAUUGUCAUCGUUCUUAUCGCGGCCGAGAUCCUCGUUGCGGCCGUCAACAUCGUGGUUGAUUUGUACGCAGGUGUAGACUAAGGGGUUUCCAUCUUUCUUGGACGGUAAAGGGGCAUAGCUUGGAGUUUUUUCUUUUCAACAUUCUCCAGGUGACUACAGGACUUUUAUGGCCUGGGUGAAUUUAUACACUGUACACAGAGAUUUGUACACAGAAAUUAGUGUAUCAGUAUAUCUGGCAACGAAAAAAAUGCCAGAAAGGAAACCGAGCGCAGUUGGGCUGUCGAUCCCAGGAUCAGAUUGACCUGUUGUACAUAAUUAGACAGCAGACUUGAGGCUUCGCGACGCAGAAAAGGGAGAGCAUGUACACGGCAGGUUAGGUGCUGAAC